AUGCCAACAUGCCCUUCAGAUAAUCAGCAAGCUGUGGAUCAAACUGACUUUUGGACGGAUGGAGGAAUUGACUGGGAUGCUCAUCGUAUAGGCUGGGCUAUUGCUGGUGCUUGCGCUGCCGCUACUGUCAUAAUAUCUAUCUGCUCAGUUCUUCAACAUUGUCGGAGCUACACCAAUCCGGCAGAACAACGCCAAAUUCUCCGAAUUCUCUACAUGCCUCCUGUUUAUGGCGUAAUAUCAUUUCUAUCCUACCGAUUCUUUCGAAGCUACACAUAUUAUGAACUGGUCGAAGCUUUCACCCUGAGUGCCUUUUUAAUGCUACUUAUUGAAUUUGUUGCUGCUUCUGGUACUGGCCAUAAAGCCGAAAGUUCUAUCGCUCGAAAAGACAAGCGCAAGUUGCCCUUCCCUUUCUGUUUUUGGCGGUAUCGGCCGACAAAGCCAUACUUCAUGUAUACUCUAAAGUGGGCCGUCCUGCAGUAUGUCAUUUUCAGACCAGCCAUCUCCGUCGCCGCAAUUAUUUGUCAAGCGUACAACGUCUUGUGCGAAUCUGCAGGCUUUAAUGCUCGUUAUGCCAACGUUUACCUGGAAGCUAUUGAUUUCGUUAGCAUCAGUGUCGCCUUAUACGGCCUGUUCCUAUUCUAUGGCCUCACUAAAGAGGAACUCAUUGGGCGAAGACCACUUGCAAAAUUCUUGGCUAUCAAAUUGAUUGUUAUGUUCACUUGGUAUCAAUCCUUUGUGUUUGAUGCUCUGGAGGGACGCGUUAUACACGCAACGCAAUACUGGACAGAGACGAACAUCGCGGACGGCCUGAAUGCUUUGGCGAUUUGCAUUGAGGCUAGUACUACUCUUGGCUUGUAUGAGAAAGAAAUGAUCUUCUUCGCCUGUUUUAUGUGGUGGGCGUACACUCCCGCCGCGUAUCGCAUCUCAGGAGCAAAGCCAACUAGCAUCUGGCGACCCUUGUGGGACUCGAUAAAUUUCACUGAUUUUGUCCUCGAAAUAUGGUAUUCUUUCAGGUUCUUCAUCGCCUACAUUCGUGGCGUCCCCGAGACCCACAGUCGUUUCGCUUCUCAAGUUACUGGUUUCGAUGAAGCCUUCGGCCUCGAGAAGACGGGUCGUGCGGCAUACGUUGCCCACACCAGUAGCGAAUCAGUCAUUAGGGGACAUAGUGGUCGUACCAGUGAGUACGAUUCAAGUCGUGCCCCCCGGAUGAGCUACGAUGAGGACAUUAGAUUAGCGCCCUAUAGCUACGGCGACGCAAGAGACAGUCCGAUGAUUCAUUCUGAAUACGAUCACGAUGGAUAA
This is a messenger RNA of Lentinula edodes (shiitake mushroom), 1302 nucleotides long. RefSeq names its product DUF300-domain-containing protein. NCBI's taxonomy places the organism in Eukaryota, Fungi, Basidiomycota, Agaricomycetes, Agaricales, Omphalotaceae. Gene Ontology annotation, biological process: transport. The coding region runs from base 1 to 1302 and encodes 433 amino acids. The record is from RefSeq and is a predicted model, not a curated record. Gene Ontology annotation, molecular function: transporter activity. The transcript has 16 exons.